AUCCUGGCUUCAGCAACACAAUCUAUGACCCGAUGAAAUACUCCAAUCCCUACAUGCUUGUCUAUAUACGUGAAAGUGACAAGGAGAAAAUAGUUUGUAACGUGGAUGAGGAGGACAUUGCUAAACACCUUAGGGUAAGAUACUCGUUGUGGAAGAAAGAACAGGAAGAAAAGGAGCACAAGAAGAGGGAAAAGGCAGAGGGUCAUUUUUAUACAAUCAUAAAGGUUGCACAAGAUGCGGAUCUCAUUAUGCAGAUUGCGAGGGAUAUUUAUUUUGAUCUUGUGGAUCAUGAUAAAGUCAAGUGCUUCCGUAUUCCAAAACAAAUUCCUUUUAUCAUUUUCAAGGUAUACAGUAAGUGUUUGCAUUGUAUCUCAGGAAGUUUAGCCUCUAGGUACAGCGCUUUGUUGAGUUGAUAUACUAGUUCUUGUUGAAAUAAUGUUGGGGGCUUUUUUUCUA
Messenger RNA from Telopea speciosissima, 456 nucleotides. Its product is annotated as ubiquitin C-terminal hydrolase 12-like. Bases 33 to 413 code for a protein of 126 amino acids. The transcript is spliced from 2 exons. Lineage: Eukaryota; Viridiplantae; Streptophyta; Magnoliopsida; Proteales; Proteaceae. The record is from RefSeq and is a predicted model, not a curated record.